AUGUGUAGCGUCCACUACAACCACUCCCUUGCUGCCAUGAGCGGAAACGACAUGAUGGCGCACUCUCUGACUCUGGAGCAGAAGACGGCGUUUGCCUUCGUGGGGAUGCUACUGGUGUUCCUGGGGCUGCUGAUAGUAAGGUGUUUCAGGAUCCUGCUGGACCCCUACAGCAGUAUGCCUUCCUCCAACUGGGCUGAUGGCAUCGAGGGGCUAGAGAAAGGGACGUUUGAGUACGCCCUCACUUAACACAGGGACACGCACAUCCAUAGAUGUCCUCGUAAAACAGAAAUGCCUAUAGACACAUACACACGGACACGGAUACACACAUGCAAACACACACACAAGCCCCGCACAACCAUUGCACCUGACACACCAUUAAGACAUCUCUCUG
Molecule: messenger RNA, 391 nt
Organism: Plectropomus leopardus (leopard coralgrouper)
Lineage: Eukaryota; Metazoa; Chordata; Actinopteri; Perciformes; Serranidae
Source: RefSeq, a predicted model, not a curated record